Messenger RNA from Carassius gibelio (silver crucian carp), 2095 nucleotides. RefSeq names its product protein disulfide-isomerase A3-like. NCBI's taxonomy places the organism in Eukaryota, Metazoa, Chordata, Actinopteri, Cypriniformes, Cyprinidae. The record is from RefSeq and is a predicted model, not a curated record. Gene Ontology annotation, biological process: protein folding; response to endoplasmic reticulum stress. Gene Ontology annotation, molecular function: protein disulfide isomerase activity. Bases 230 to 1711 code for a protein of 493 amino acids. Gene Ontology annotation, cellular component: cell surface; endoplasmic reticulum. The transcript has 13 exons.
AAAUCCAAUAGUGAGAUGCCACACUUUGGUUACUUUGAAGAGCUCCGGGUUUGCACAUUCGUGCGUCCGUCUGCGCUUUCUCUUUCAUUGAAUUCAGAGAGCUAGAUCUGGUGGGCCUUUCUUUGGGGCACUCCUUCAUCAUACAGCAACACAUCAAAACGAAGCAAUUAACUGAGGGCUGCCAGGAUAGUAAUCAUUCUCUUCACUGUUGCACUGGAAAGAGUCUGAAAUGAUGCUGGCUGUGCUAUUUAUCGCUGCUUUCGCGGCGGCCGCGCGCGCCAGUGAUGUGCUCGAGUUCACAGAUGAUGAUUUUGACAGCAAAAUCGGAGAUCACGACCUCAUUCUGGUGGAAUUCUUCGCACCCUGGUGUGGCCAUUGCAAACGUCUUGCCCCUGAGUAUGAGGCAGCCGCUACUCGACUAAAAGGCAUCGUCCCACUUGCUAAGGUGGACUGUACCGCCAAUUCCAACGUGUGCAGCAAAUACGGCGUGAGCGGAUACCCGACCCUGAAGAUUUUCCGAGACGGAGAGGAUUCUGGUGGCUACGACGGUCCCAGGACAGCAGAUGGAAUUGUUAGCCACCUGAAGAAGCAGGCAGGUCCAGCCUCGGUGGAGCUCAAAAGUGAGGCUGAAUUUGAGAAGUACAUUGGGGGCCGUGAUGCUAGUGUUGUGGGAUUCUUUGCCGAUGGAGGAAGUGCUGCUCAGGGAGAGUUCCUGAAGGCUGCCAGCGCUUUAAGAGAGUCCUACCGUUUCGCCCACACUAACGUAGAGGACCUGGUAAAGAAACAUGACGCGGAUGGAGAGGGCAUUGUUUUGUUCCGGACACCUCUUCUCAGCAACAAAUUUGAAGACAGCAGUGUGACGUUCACGGAGGACAAAUUCACAAGCGCGAAGAUCAAGAAGUUCAUUCAGGACAACAUUUUUGGUAUCUGUCCCCACAUGACUGAUGACAACAAAGACCAGCUGAAAGGCAAAGACUUAUUGGUGGCCUACUAUGAUGUGGACUACGAGAAGAACCCCAAGGGUUCCAACUACUGGAGGAACAGGGUUAUGAAGGUGGCCAAGAGCUUCCUGGAUCAGGGGAAGAAGCUGAGCUUCGCUGUGGCCAAUAAGAACAGCUUUAGCCAUGACGUGUCCGAGUUGGGUCUGGACGGCAGCAGCGGAGAGCUUCCUCUUGUAGGCAUCCGUACUGCUAAGGGAGACAAAUACGUCAUGAAGGAGGAGUUCUCUCGUGAUGGUAAGGCCUUGGAAAAGUUCCUGCAGGAUUAUUUUGAUGGAAACCUGAAGCGUUAUCUCAAAUCUGAGCCCAUUCCCGAGAACAACGAUGGCCCAGUGAAGGUUCUUGUAGCUGAGAACUUUGACUCAAUUGUAAAUGAUGAGAGUAAAGACGUCCUCAUUGAGUUUUACGCCCCCUGGUGUGGACACUGCAAGAGCCUGGAGCCUAAAUACAAAGAACUUGGAGAGAAGCUUUCCGACAAUCCAAACAUUGUCAUUGCAAAGAUGGACGCCACUGCUAAUGAUGUCCCCUCUCCAUAUGAAGUUAGAGGAUUCCCCACUAUCUAUUUCUCCCCGGCUGGUCAGAAGCAAAAUCCAAAGAAAUACGAGGGAGGUCGUGAAGUCAGCGACUUUAUUUCCUAUCUGAAAAGAGAGGCCACAAACACCGUGGUGGUGCAAGAAGAUGAGAAGAAGUCAAAGAAGAAGUCCGAGUUAUAAACAAUCACAGCCCAACAACUGAGGAGGCAGUUUUUGCAGGAGACAUAAAUUAUAUUCCAAUCUUUAGUGAAGCGAGUGCUCUGACCCACGUCACAACGUCAGCCCUCUCUUGGGCCUGCUGCUCUGGGAACACUGUGGAAGGUUGUGACUGCCAGACUACAUGUGAUUUUUAGAUAAGUGGAAGAGGUACAGAUCUGUCAAAUUGAGAUUGGUUUCCCUACACUGUACCUUGGAGAGAAGCACUUUUGAGAGCAAUUCUACAUGUUUUUGUUUUCUCAUGAAAGAGGGGGAUUUGAUGAAUUAGGUUUCCAUUUUUUUUACCUUUUUUUUUUUUUUUUUUACAUUUGGAAGGCUUGUGAAAUAAAAGGCCCACUAAACCUACAA